AGCUUUCCAAAUUAGUACAAGUUCCAUUUAAACAGGACUCGCUGGAGAACUCUCAGGAAAUCUGCAAUAGCUGCUCCUCCCUGAUCAACCAGGUGGAUGAGUGUGAGAUCAAGCUGAUGGCCCUGGAGAAUGAGGUGAAGCUCAAGUACAAGAUGCCCUUCCCGAUCGAAGUGCACAGCCGACGCUCGGACGGGCAGUCCGCUGAUGAUGUGAAGCAGGAGGGGCCGCCGCCUCCGCCGCCGACGGAGGAGGUCGCGGCGACGGCGCAGGCCUCGCAGGAGUUCAGCUUUAUCAGCAUCGAUGGCACGACGCUAGAUAACCCAACCAUCGUCUUGGAGGCGGACGAAGUGGACGGAAACAACGUGGUCGUCUACCGGGAGCCGUACGGCGGCCAGCUGACCUACGACCCGUCCAUGUCGUACCUGGCCCAGCUGGAGGCGUCCGAGCUGCACGAGCAAGACGUCGUCGGCGAUCAGGUGGGUCAGACCACGCCACACCGGCGCGUUGACCUCUGCUGA
Pollicipes pollicipes is the source of this 518-nucleotide messenger RNA. RefSeq lists its product as uncharacterized. Lineage: Eukaryota; Metazoa; Arthropoda; Thecostraca; Pollicipedomorpha; Pollicipedidae. Bases 117 to 518 code for a protein of 133 amino acids. The transcript is spliced from 6 exons. The record is from RefSeq and is a predicted model, not a curated record.